Molecule: messenger RNA, 1686 nt
Organism: Portunus trituberculatus (swimming crab)
Lineage: Eukaryota; Metazoa; Arthropoda; Malacostraca; Decapoda; Portunidae
Product: galactoside 2-alpha-L-fucosyltransferase SEC1-like
Exons: 6
Coding region: 304-1452 (382 amino acids)
Biological process (GO): carbohydrate metabolic process
Cellular component (GO): membrane
Molecular function (GO): galactoside 2-alpha-L-fucosyltransferase activity
Source: RefSeq, a predicted model, not a curated record
UCGGUGAUGACAUCUGCCGGAACAACUGUGAAUCUGGUUAGCCAGCACUUUCCUUAGUUUAACACCGUCGAUUCGCCGGGCAAGAGUUCCCAGUUUCCCAGGUCUAUAGAGGAAGUGUCUCUCUCACAGAAGGUGGGCCUGUCAUUCCCAACUACAGAGACUCAUGGCAUACUAAGAAAGGAGGAAGUAACAGCUGAUACUCAAGACCGUAAGAACUGAACAAAGAACAUGACAUCUGAAUAAAACCCCCAACACCUGGAGAAACACUGAUGCCUUUGCCUGAAUAAGAAUUGUGACACUAACAUGUACAAAAGGCAGCUAAUUCAAGCUACAGUAGCCAUGGCCAUAUAUAAGCAGAAAAGAGUUCUUUCAUUGAUAUUAGGACUUCUCUGCCUUGCCUAUGUCUUCCUCCUCGACCACUCAGACAGACAGCAAUGGGUUCUCAAAAAGAUGGCCGACGGUCGUCAGCCUACAAAGCUAGAGGAUCCCCUCCAGUACCCUUCAGAGACUGACUGCUAUCCUUAUUUUAGAGAGCUGCAUGUUCAGCCUGUUCCACAGUACGAUUGUGACAAGCCUUACGUCUCUAUCACCAUUGGAAAGUAUCUGGGCAACAAGAUGUGUCAGUACGCCAGCCUGUACCUCUUGCGUCAUCUGUUUGGAGUCCGGGUGUCCAUACUCAAUGAUAUGUACACAACCCUUGACAAAAUCUUCAAGAACAUCACUUUGCCGAUCAAGAAACUAGGCUGUUUCAAACACAAACCAAAGGAAAUCACCUACUUGGAACUGUACGACAAGUUGUACAGGACUGCGGCUCAGGUCCGGAGCAACACCUCCUCCAAUCUAAUCACUGAGCCUCUGUUGAAAACUUCCUACCACAUCAAAGACUACCCUGGACCACGAGACCUCUUUCUGGAACACCGAAAACUGAUUCAGUCCCUGUUUAAGUUCCGAGAUAAGGUCCUGGAAAAUGCCACACGGAAUAUCAACAACGCUCUUAAGAGUUUCAAUGCGACGUAUCACCAAAGGGACUUCCCAAUUGUCACUGUUCAUGUCAGACGGACGGACUACACAAGGCACUUGAAGAACCGGAUGAAUCUAACCCAACUGGACAAACUCUACUACAACAACGCCUUUGAGUUCUACAAGAAACGGUUGAAGCGCCCUCUGUUUCUGGUGGUAAGUGACGACCCAGAAUGGUGCAGGGAAAUGCUACAGGCAGAGGACGUGCUAAUCAUUGCUUCGGAGGUCAAACAAGAAGACAUGGCGGCGAUGAGCUUAGGAGAUCAUCAUAUUAUAAGCUACGGGACCUUCAGCUUCACGGGAGCCUUGCUGGGGAAUGGCAACAUAACACACCCGCUCACCACCAACCCUCGCUACCGUCUUGUGAAGUGUGUCAAGUCCCCAGUCUUUUACAAUGUUGAUAGGGGUGACAAUCAGCAAUAUAGUGAAUGAAGGCAAUUUUGUUGUUUAUUUGCUUCUACUUUGAUGUUUUUUCUUAUCAUUCUUUACUUGAUUCUAACUUUUAUUAAUAUUUUUUAUCAAGUUUUUGUCCUGUCUCUUCUGCUUAUUUUAUACUCUUGUUUGUAAAUAUUUUCUAUAUUGAUUCUUUUUCUUUUAGCUUGCUUCCAACAAAGCUAUAUAUCUUUGUAGGAGACAUUACCAUUCAUGUCUCUACUUUUUAAAAUU